Teleopsis dalmanni is the source of this 17121-nucleotide messenger RNA. RefSeq names its product midasin. NCBI's taxonomy places the organism in Eukaryota, Metazoa, Arthropoda, Insecta, Diptera, Diopsidae. The transcript is spliced from 14 exons. Gene Ontology annotation, cellular component: preribosome, large subunit precursor; nucleus. The coding region runs from base 169 to 17040 and encodes 5623 amino acids. Gene Ontology annotation, molecular function: ATP hydrolysis activity; ATP binding. The record is from RefSeq and is a predicted model, not a curated record. Gene Ontology annotation, biological process: ribosomal large subunit assembly; rRNA processing.
ACUUUGGACUACACGUGCAGCAUGUUUUCACUUGUUUUAAACAAAUCUACUGCCGCAACGUGCUUAUAAUUUCGUUGGUUUUUUUAAGUUAUUUGCGUAUAAUUUAAAGUUUUGUAGUCAUUAUAUUAUAAAAUUAAGUUAAGUAUUUCCAAAAUAAAAUAAAACGUAAUGGAUUUUAGUGUUAAUAAAUUGCGUAGCUCUAUGCGACUGUUGCAAGAGCUUCUACUCAAUGAGAAUAUAUCAGCCGCAGAUAAUAAAGUGUUGGAAGAAUUUCACAAUGUGACAACUUACACUGAAAAACAUAUAGAACGGCUGCUUAGUUUUCUCUGUAAAAAAUUUAUAGACAACAGAUUCACAACAUCCAUAGCUAUUGCUUUUGAAGAGUAUUUAUUGCUUAUCGUUACUUCUGUCAUGAAUUGUGACGAAGAAGUCAACGCAGAUAAUUUUGGACAAUAUCAAAGAAAGUGCAUAGCACUAAGUAAAAUAAUAAGUUUUUCAACCGAUGUUAAAAGAUAUUCCACAAGCUUUUUCCGUUCGAAACCGGCUCCAUUUGCAGUACCAGAACAGCACAAAAUGUCAAUUCGUAAUAAAAAGGGUAGAUUUGAAGAAGAUUCUAAUGGUGCAGUUGAUGAUUUCGAAAUAAUUAAAUGCUGUUAUAACCUGUUAAUUGCUGACCCAGUGUUUUAUAAAGAGUUAUGGAAUUGGUCCACAUUUGUGGAGGUACUUGUUAGCGACGAGAAAACUAAUGAACUAAAACAAGUUUAUGCCAAUAACAUCAUUGCAUUUUUAACGAAUAUGUCUCCAACACAACUGUCCAAACUAAAUCAAACAAUUUCUGCUGAGAUUCUACUACAGUUCCACUUAGAAAGUAAUCCUGAUAUACAAAUGCGUGAAAAAGCACAGCAAGUCUAUAUAUUAGACACCAAAGAUGAGGUAAUAUCAAUAGAUUUUUGUUCGGACUAUGUUACAAAUAUAGAAGGUGUACUCCUGCCAAUAUUUAACAAAGAUAAUUAUAAGUUUUACAAGCAAACGGAUGGUUCGUAUGAUAAAAUAGUAAAAGUAGACUCAACCAAAGUAAAUCUGCGUAGUAUUGGUAUGGGCAUAGAAUCUGGCAAAGCUAUUUGCCUUUCUGGACCAGUGGGUUGUGGUAAAACUACGCUCGUAGAAUAUUUAGCACGCAAGACAGGUCACAUAUGUCCAAAGCCUGCAGAAUUACAAAAUGUUGUAAGUGGCAAGGAAAAUCUUGUCAAUGGAAAUAUUCAUAAGGAACCAGUUAUUAUUGGAAACAAAAGAAAAUCUAAUACUGAUGAAAUAAAUAAUGAUUUUGAUAUGGAUAAAGAUAGUGUAAGUCAAACAAAUGGAUUUCUGCGUAUACAGUUAGGAGAUCAAACAGACAGUAAAAUGCUACUAGGACAGUAUCGAUGUACGGAUGUUCCCGGUGAAUUCAUUUGGUUACCUGGUGUUUUAACUCAAGCCGUUAUGAAUGGUUUUUGGUUACUUCUAGAAGAUCUAGAUUCAGCAACGCAGGACACAUAUAUGAUUUUAAGCAGUCUACUAGAGAAUAAGUUUUUAAGUGUGCCUGGCUUUAGAGACUGCGUUAAAAUUGAACCUGGAUUUCAACUAUUCGUUACUGUGAGAACCAACAAGUCGUCAAUAAAUUCUGUUCAAAAAUCAGUACACUCGCUUUUGGAAAAAUAUCUCUACACGGUCAACAUCUUGCCAUUAUCCCGAAAUGAACUUUGUAAAGUUGUCAGCACAAAUUAUCCAAAAUUAUCAACUGUAGCAAAUCGCAUUGUGGAUGUCUUUCUUACAUUUUCCAGCGGAAAUCACACUUCUGCAGAUAAUUUACGUCGACAAGAAACUCAGGAUAAAGCCGAUACUGGACAGAAAUUUGUGCAGUUACCAUGUGAAGAACUAGAUUUUUCAAUUAUAAUGAACUCUGGUCGUUGUGUAUCAACGCGAGAUCUCAUUAAGUUGUGUCAACGAUCUAGUCCUAUGUUUUCGGUUACAAGCGCAGAAUGUGCAUACUUCGUAUUCCAAAAUGCAGUUGAUUUAUUCUGUUCUUAUCUGCCGCAAAGUAUCGAAAAGACUAAACUAAUUACAAGCAUAGGUGCGAAAUUAGGUAUAAUACGAUCACGUUGUGAACACUACGCAGAUGUAUAUAAACCCGAAGCCGUAGUUGACAAUAACCAAAUAAAUGUUGGUCGAGCUAAAUUAAUUGUUAAAGAGCAAGUGAAUCCCUUCGACAAGUCUGAUGAUAAUAGUGAAAAUUUUACAUUAAAAAGACAAAAGCUCACGGAAAAUUCUGAAAAAAUAUUAAAUACUCUUUCUAUGAAGAAAUCCGGAAAUACAUUUUCAUUCACACGUAUGGCUUCAUGUAUACUGGAACGUAUUGCCGUGUGUGUCCUACAUGCGGAACCAGUGCUUUUGGUUGGUGAAACUGGUGUAGGCAAAACGUCGUCAGUACAGUAUUUGGCAGAGCGCACCCAGCAUAAGUUAGUAGUUGUAAAUAUGAACAAUCAAUCGGAUGUAUCGGACUUAGUUGGUGGUUUUAAACCUGUUGAUUUGAUAUAUAUAUUAGCACCACUUCGUUUUGAAUUCGAGGCUUUAUUUCGUAAAACUUUCAAUCAAAUAAAAAACGAAUCUUUUCUCAAUAAGUUUUGUAUAUGCUACAAUCAAGGCAACUUUCCAACACUCGUCACAAUAAUGCAUAACAUAUGUCUAAAGGUUUUUGGUAAAGCUGAUCGCAACGAACUAAAACAAAAGGAAUUGGAUCUGUUGCCGCAAUGGGAACAGCUCAAAGUUAAAUUGAUAAAACUCAAAUCACAACUUGCAAAAUCCAUUAACAUAUCCUUUGCCUUCAUACCUGGCUCUUUAGUUAACUGCAUCAAAAAUGGUGAUUGGGUUUUAUUGGAUGAAAUUAAUUUAGCGUCUGCAGAGACUUUAGAAUGCCUCUCAACAAUUUUGGAACCUGAUGGAUCGGUAAUAUUACUAGAGAAAGGUGAUUUUAUGCCAGUUAAACGACAUCCUGAUUUUCGUAUAUUUGCUUGUAUGAAUCCAAAUACAGAUAUUGGCAAAAAAGAUCUUUCAGUUGGCAUACGAAAUCGUUUCACUGAAUUUUUCGUAGAUGAACUCACAACUGAUAGUGAUCUAACACUUUUAAUUAGCGAUUAUUUGGGUAAUACUGGAAUACAACGUAAGUCAGUGACAAGUAUUGUUAAACUUUAUAAAAAACUGAAGGUGCUAUCAAGAUUAGAGUUAAAUGAUGGUUUAGGAAAUAGACCAGUUUUUUCACUACGUACUCUAUGUCGGUCUCUACGAAUUUGUGCUAAAAAUUUAUGUGGCUCUAUUGAACGCAAUCUAUACGAAAGCUUUUGCAUGAGUUUCCUUACACAACUAGAUCCUGUAUCACACAACAUUGUUAUAAAUUUAAUUAAAGAAGCGUUACUUAGUAAUCCAAAAGUUGUCUUAAAUAAAGCUAUACCAAGCCCAGGCGAAGACUAUUUAAAUUUUGAAGGUUAUUGGAUUCAACAAGGACCAAAUGAGUUACAAGAAUGUGAAGGCUACAUUCUCACUGAUAGCGUUAAAGAGAACUUAAAGGAUCUAUCGCGCAUUAUAUCCAUAGGCAAGUUGCCUAUAUUGUUGCAGGGACCUACCAGUGCAGGAAAAACAAGUCUGAUACAGUAUGUAGCAAAAAAAAGUGGUAACCAUUGCUUACGAAUCAAUAAUCAUGAACACACUGACUUGCAAGAGUAUAUUGGCACCUACACUGCAGAUGUGAGUGGAAAGCUUAGCUUCCAGGAGGGUGUGUUGGUACAAGCAAUGCGAAAUGGAUAUUGGAUAAUACUUGAUGAAUUGAAUUUAGCUUCAAGUGAUAUUUUAGAAGCACUUAAUCGUGUACUAGACGACAAUCGUGAGCUGUUUAUACCAGAAACACAAAAAGUAGUGAAGGCUCAUCCUAAUUUUAUGCUAUUUGCUACACAAAAUCCGCCGGGAUUAUAUGGUGGCCGCAAAACACUAUCGCGAGCAUUUAAAAACAGAUUUAUUGAAUUGCACUUUUCUGAUAUACCUAGAAAGGAAUUGGAAAUAAUUUUAGAGAAACGUUGUCUUAUACCAACAUCCUAUGCCAAAAAAAUGGUUUCAUGCAUGACUGAUCUGCAGAAGCACCGUAAGAGUACAAGUAAAAAUGUGUUUACACUACGUGAUCUUUUCCGUUGGGGAAAUCGUUAUACAUUUGCUGAUAAAAACUUAUUAAACGACUCGAAGUACGAUUGGAAUCAACACCUUAUUGAGGAAGGGUAUUUAGUACUCUCGGCUAAAGUCCGUACGGAAAUUGAAAUAGAAAUUAUUGAAGAAACUUUAUACAAAAACUUUAAAAAACGCAUUGGCAUAGCACGUCUCUUUGAUAUAAAUGCCGAAGAAAAUUCUCCAGUUACUAAGGGCAUCAUUGAUGAUAUAAGAACACUUAAGAGGCGAAGUGAUAUCGUUUGGACAAGAAAUAUGACGCGUAUGGCAGUGCUUACAGCUAAGGCUUUGCAAUUCGAUGAACCAGUCCUAUUAGUUGGCCCAACUGGUUGUGGUAAGACAACAGUUUGUCAAAUUCUUGCUGACAUACGUGGUGUGCAAUUGCGUAUAUUAAAUUGUCAUAUGCAUACUGAAGGUGCUGACUUCUUAGGCGGCUUGCGUCCUUGUCGGGAAAAUAGCAAUGAAAAUAACAAAGAUAAUACUCAAGGUAAAAAAUUGUUUGAGUGGGCGGAUGGACCUCUUAUUUAUGCUAUGCAGGAAGGUUCAUAUUUCAUGGCGGAUGAAAUUUCUUUAGCCGAAGAUUCUGUACUUGAAAGAUUAAAUUGUAUUUUAGAGCCGGAGCGUACUGUGCUACUAGCUGAAAAAGGUGGCGUGACUGGAGAGGUUGAAGAUCUCAGCAAAGAUUUUAUUAUUCAAGCGAAAAAAGGUUUUCAAUUUCUGGGUACUAUGAAUCCUGGUGGUGAUUUCGGAAAAAAAGAACUUUCGCCAGCAUUACGGAAUCGUUUCACAGAAAUCUGGUGUCAGCCAUCUGACACAAAAGAGGACCUAAUACAAAUUGCAGGAAACUGUAUGCUUGAACAUUAUAAGCUAAAUAUAUCGAAAGAUGAAACUAUGUUGAUAGCAAAAUACUUGAUUGAAGUCGUAUUUCACAUGCGAAAUGUGGUAGAAAAAUUUAAAUUUUCCAUACGAGAUAUAUUAGCAUGGGCCAACUAUAUAGUGAGUAACUCGGAAUUAAGUUUUGCUGAAAAGGCUAUAUUUGGUUUAGAAACAGUCUUUCUUGAUGCACUGGAAAUGCUGCCACAUGAGUCACUACAAAAAGUUGAAAUGCUGAAAAAUAAUAUUAAAAAUGUGGCUGUUAAGGAAGCAGAAAAAAUAUUAAAUGAAAAUUUCACAUUAUUGGAAUUGGAAUCGAAAAGAGGAACGAAAGUUAUACAAGACAAUGGAAAAUUUGGUAUUAAACCAUUUUUUAUUGACACAAAUACAACUGCUUCUCUUUUGGCGACUAAUAACUUCUUAUUUGAAGCUCCAACAACAAAGAGUAAUUUGUUCCGUUUACUAUCUGCGUUGUCACUGAAGAAACCUGUACUACUUGAAGGCCCUCCUGGUGUGGGAAAAACAUCAAUAGUUGAAAGUAUUACGCAAGCCAUUGGUUUUAAUAUUGUACGGAUUAAUCUUUGCGAACACACUGACUUAGCAGAUCUUUUUGGCACAGAUUUACCAGCAGAAGACAAUAUAUUGGGAGCUGAAAUAGAUGAAAAAGACUCUGUAAACACAAUCGAUCCUAAGCUCGGUGCAUUUGUUUGGCGUGAUGGUCCGCUUUUAGCUGCUCUUAAAGCUCAGAAUACAUGGAUAUUGUUGGAUGAAUUAAAUUUAGCACCUCAGUCUGUUUUGGAAGGCUUAAAUGCAAUUCUAGAUCAUCGUGGUGAAGUGUAUAUACCAGAACUAAAUAAAACAUUUUUAUUAAGUAAUGAUACAAGAAUUUUCGCUUGUCAAAAUCCAUUGAAGCAAGGGGGUGGACGGAAGGGUCUGCCGCAAUCAUUCUUAAAUCGUUUUAACAAAGUGUACUUGCGAAAACUUAGUACAGAAGAUUUAUUAUACGUGGUUAAUGGAAAAUUUCAUCAAUACUUUGAACAAUUGCGUACAGGUUUUGCUGAACUACUUCAGAGCGCUGAAAUAUACAAAGCAAACUUGUUUGAUUUAUAUAAAGCUUCCAAUGGUGUUGGAGUAGAUACUGCAGAAGGUGCACGUAUAAGUGCUGCAGAUGUGACGUUUGAUCUGGCUGCGAGACUAGUUAAAUUUUCCGAAACUUUAGAUAAAGGUAUUGCUGCUAUGGAAUUUGGUUACCGUGGAGGACCGUAUGAAAUCAAUUUACGUGAUAUUUUACGUUGGUGUGACUUGUUAGUUAAUCCUCAAACUGGAUUUACAUUUAAACUAGGGUCAAAUACAUCAAAUUCCGAUUUGUUCCAAAGGAACUUUGAAUUAUUUUUACUCAUCUUAUAUGAACGCAUGAAACUUGUUUAUUAUCAACGAAUGCGAUGUGACCAAGACAAGGCAUUUAUACGAAACGCAUUUGGUAAAGUAUUUAAUUGUGAUGCAGAUAGAUUAAAUGCACUUUCUGAAGAUGUGGCGCUAUAUUGGACCGAGGAUAAACUUUACUUAAACGAUAUAGUGCUCGAUCGUGAAUAUUUAGAUGAAUCUAUGCUUAUAAUGCAGCAAAAACAUUCGUGUCCAUUGUUACUUGUAUCACAACGAGAAAUAUUAAAAAAUCUGAUUGAAUGUGUGCACAUGGAGAAGCCAGUAUUGCUUUCCGCACCUACAGAUACUGGAAAAACGAAGUUAAUUGAUGCACUUUGUAUAAUCUCAAAUCAAGUUUGUAAUACAGAUCAAAUCGAUGAUUCAGUAACAGGCAGCUUCCAACAGGUUGACCUAAACCGACAUUUAGAAGUUAUAUCACAAAAUGUUGAAAAUCUAUUACUUAGAUAUAUACAAGACUCCAUAUUUGAGAAAGUCUCCGGGAAAGUGAUAACAAAAUUACUAAACUCAUGGAGUAAUUACAGCAGGCUUGCAAAUCAUAAGCCAGAACUCGGUAAUUUUACAGACACCUCUAAAGAAUUAAAUGCAUUCCGGCAACGUGUUCAAUUGCUGAGUUUGGUAAUUGAGGAGCUGGAACAAGCUACAAUAUUAACAACUACUGUCGGGUUUAAUAAAGCGAAGCUCCAGCAACAACAAAAUCUUCUUGUGGUGCUCACAAAUUAUAUACGCUAUGCUGACACAUUAAACACUGGCGGUUCUUUUGAAUGGAUUGAUUCCAAAAUUGUGAAGUCACUUAAAAUCGGUCAAUAUAUAUUGCUUGAACAUGUAAAUCUUUGCUCUUCAGCCAUAUUGGAUCGUCUAAAUCCGGUUUUUGAACCCAAUGGUAAACUGUUAAUAUCAGAAAAAGGUAUUUCAGCGGAUGAUAGCGCUGAAAUUGUAAAGAAAUCAGAUAAUUUCAGAGCAUUUCUAACCACUGAUCCCAAAAAUGGUGAAUUAUCACGUGCUAUGCGAAAUCGCUGUAUAGAAUUAUCAUUACCUAAAGACUAUUACACCACAGAUGAUAUGCGUAUGAUUGUAUACACACAGGGCGUGCGAGCUAUUAAUGACAUUGAAAGUAUUCUAAAUAUACAUAAACGUAUUGUGCAUUUAACAGAAAUUAAUAAUUACAACAUAUCACAUUUAACGCAAUUUGCAUUCUUAGUAGCUUCCUAUAAAAGAAUUGGUUAUGAUACACAACGCGCCAUCUAUGUUAGUGGCAUGGAAGUUUAUGUAUAUUCCGCUAACACGGAUUUAUUGGGUCAUGGUUUAACAUAUUAUCAGAAUAAACUAAGAGAAAUUGUGCUCGAAUCCACAAAAUUCGCUGAAGAACAGAUUAUAGAAAGAAAGGAAGAUCAUUUGGCAAAUGUCAUUUUAUACUGCAGUCAACUUGAUGAGAUAACUAUGAUAAAACUACAAACUGAAGCUUUAAAAAUUUUGUUAGAUAUGAAUGAAAGAAAAGAUAAUAAUCUAAGUUUGUUAUUUAAAGAAUUUAAAGAAAUUGACUUUACAUGUCUUGACAAUAAACAACUUGUACAAUUUUUUAUAUAUAUUUUAUAUGAAACAAGCACAAUAAAAGACGUAAAAUUACGUUUUCUGUAUUUAAAAAAUGUCCUCUCUGAACAUAAAGAAUUGCAACAUCUGUCAGAAGUACUUCAUAAUACUAUAGAUCUAUAUAAAACUAAUGUAACUGUUAAAUUACAUAAUUUGCCAUGGAAUAUGACAUUAUUUCCACGCAUACGUGAUUAUACUUCACAAAUUGAAGAAUCCGGUACUACCAAUGUGUACAGCUUUAAUUUAAGUUCAUUGCUUAUUUUAGAGUUACUACUUGAUAGUGUACCAAAUGAGGAAUUCGCCCAUUUGUAUGAAGCGAAUGCUUUUACCUACUCAAAAGCAAUAGCAACUGAAAUAUUUCCGGAUAAGUUCAACAACAAACUCCUUUUACAUCUAUCGACUUUUCUAACAAACCUCACGAAUACUCUUAAGUCUGUUGUAAAUAAAACAAAUAUUGAUAUCAAGACCUUCGUAAUGCUACAAAGAGCGGUGCUCUAUUACAAUCGCUUGCUGUUUACUGCGAAGCAAAAUCUUUUCAUUAAUAAACAAUUAAAUAAAGAUUUAAUUGAUAAACUUGUUCUACACUUUAAAUGGUUAAACAAACAUCUAUUGAGUCACUUUGAAGAGCUUCAUACAGGCACCGGUCAACAACAACAUGCUACCUACGAAACUAGCUUACAAGGCAUUACUGAUUAUAUAGACAAUGUUAAGCAUUCGUUAGUACUGACACGCAAAUUAUAUACGAAAGAAAUGACACAAUUUCAACCUCUUUUCGAUUUGGAACAGGUACAAUUCAAUGCGAUUACAGAUAAAUGUGAUAAAUUACUUAGUGUUAUCCCAUCCUAUGGAUCACUGAGUGCUGCUAUUAUAUUAAAGAAGUUCAAUGCGCAAAAAUCCAGCAAUGCACGCCAACUACAUGCUUUAUUACACCAGUAUCAGCACAACAAGUUCGACUAUAAUUUUAAAGAAAUCCUUACUAAUCAUACUUAUGGUAAUGAACUGCCAGAAGAGCUUAAGUCAUCAUUGCAAGAGUUUAAUAUCGAAAUAAAUAAUGCUAAUCCUCAGACUGUAUCAACAGAUUUUAGUGACAUUAAUACGAAACUAAGAUCUUUGGAAGAGUUUAUUAGUACAGAAGAAUCAACAGUCGAUGAAAGCAUAAAAGAAAUGGAGCUAUCAGUAAUAUGCUUAAAAGAAUAUUAUUUGUUGAAAGCAUUGCUGAGUGAUUUGAAUAAUAGCUCAAUCGGGGAUAGGUAUAAAAUUAAUGAGCUUUACUAUGAACAAUUACACAGUCUCAGUAAUGUUACACGACAAUUUUUAAAAUUAAAUCAAACCGAAAAAUAUAAGAGUUUCCACAAAAUCUGGUACCACUUAGAAAAAUAUAUCAACAAUAUAUCAAAUAGUGAUGAAUUCGAGCGUUUAUUAAAAUAUCUGAAUAGUGGUUACAAAAGUAUUAGCACAUUUAAGCGAUUAGUGUCAAGUGCUGUCAACGAUAUUCAAUUAAAUAGUUUAGCUACUCGCUUCAGUGUAGUGCAAACUCUUAGCAGCGGUGCUGAAGCUGAAAGUCUUUACAGUUAUGAAGGACCAUAUUUAUUGAAUAUAUUAAUUCAUACCGUCUUUCAAAAUGAUGGCAGUUUGAAACCUGUGCCUUUGCAAGACCUAGAAUUGUGGAAACACACUCUCUCCGAUAUAAAUCAACUCAUAUGGCAAAAUUCUCAUACCAUGUCCACAUCAAGCGCAUUAUUAAUUAACAAUUACGCUUCCACAACUAAGAUGGCUACUAAACUAUUGAAUGAAAUGACAUAUAUUGAAAAGCUAUGCGCAAGUAAGGAAACUGAAAGCGCUACUGAUUAUAAUAUUGGCUAUAAAAAAUUAAAACAAAUGCUAACAGAUGCACAGGUCAAUAUGGUCACAUCUGCUGACGUUGAUUUUAAACAUAUAUCCAUAAAAUAUUGUAACAUACAAUACCAAACAUCAUAUGUAAAUGCAUUAAUUGGUGCAAUAGAACUUUGUCUGCUGACAUAUGCUCCACUCAUUGAUCCAGUAGAAAAGAAUCGCUUAAAACACUUAUACAUAGUAGAAGAUAUCAAUUCUCUGACCACAAUGAGUACAGUAUAUGACUUUAUGAGGAUUAUAAUGCAUUACAAACACUUCGGUGCAGAUAUUUAUGCGGAAUUAGAAGCACACUUAGGUGUCCUUAAAGACAAAGAGCAAAAGUUUAUACAAAAAGUAGCAUUGCGUCCCGCAAAAUGUCUGUACAGCGCUUUAAUUCAGGAUAUCAAGCAUUUCUUGAGCACAAAUUGUGAGCCGAAAUCAUUAUGUGCACUCAUUGAAAAUGCUUCGCAUAGUUGGCACAACUUAACCAGUGACGUGCAUACAACAAAGUCAACAGAAGCAAUACAAACUUGCACGGAAUCAUUGAACAAAAUUAAACUGUGGAUAGCAAACUCACAGCAUUUUAUCAAUCAUAUACUGAAACCAUAUGCCGAUUACUAUCAAGACUUUUUGCAACCAAUAAAGUGUGCUGUGGAACAACUACGCUUUGGUUUUGAAGGCUUGAGAGUUGUACUGACCCAGGUUAAUAGUGCUUUUAUGACGAAAGAUAUGACACAUGAAGUUACAAAUAUUAAUAAAGAAGGCAAAUUACACAAAGUUUUGACAAACAUAGUAACGUUUCCAGCAGUGGAAACUUUGAACAUAUUUAAUGUGCAUUCCUCUCGAGAUAUAUUCGCAAAUCGUGCUGCUAUCUUCAGCAUAUUAGAAAAACUUCCCAACAGUGAAUUAGUCUAUUUUCAAUUGUUGAAAGCAAAACUCUCUGAACUGCGUAACAUAAUAACCAUUUCGGAAAAUAUAAAUGAAGCGAACUUUACGGAAUUGGACUUUGCUUUUAAUAUUUGCAAUCAAAUCUGGCAAAGCGAGGAGGAACGAAGACGUAAGCAGAAAAUUGAAGAAGAAAGCAUUUAUGUUACUAAAACUAAAUGUGCAACGGAAGAUGAAGAAUUGUUGGAACUUAAGGAAAUUGAAGAAUAUUUCCCCACGAAUGUGGAGGAAGAUUUCGGAGAAUUUAUGUUAGAAGACACAUUAGAAAAAGUCAUCAAAUUGGAAAAGAAGCAAGACUUAAAAACAAAAUCACUCCAAAUCAUUCGAGAGGACGACUAUGCAUUUUUAGGAAAAUAUUUUAUAAGCGUUAUGACAUAUUAUACUCGCAUUCAUUAUCAUAAACCAAAUUUAAAGGAACUAAAUAAAAUUAAUUUGGAAAUCCUUACACCCUUUAAGCAAAGACUGAACGUUUUCGUAAGCCUAUUUACACAGUACAAGAAUUGUCUUAACGAUGUCCUGGAUGAUAAUGCUUACAAUAGUUUUGCGUUCUUAAUUGGCUUACAACAAAAAAUGCUACGUAGCUCAAGCUUAAACGAUGAAAAAAGUACUAGAACAUACAAUUUUUACAAGGAUUCCAAUUUGUCAGAAAUAUUAACAUGUACUGAUGUCUUGAGUCGUAUAGAGGUACGUGUAAUUGAGCAACUGGAACUUUAUCCUGAACAUGCUAGUUUGAUUGACAUAAAGUGUGUAAUUGAACGCAUACGUUUGCUGCCUUCGACAUCACCUGUGGCGCGCUUCAACACUGGUUUUCAGUUAUUACGUCAGAAGGUCUCUCAAUGGAAUGAGGUGGCGCAUAAAAACAAUAAUUUACGAGAUGAAGAAAUCGAAGUGGCAGAGUUUGUGCAAAAGUGGAUGAAAUUGGAAUUACAAUUUUGGCGGAAUUGUCUUGACCAAACCUAUGAGAAGAUUGAGUCACAAGCUUAUAAAUAUUGGUUCUUCAUUUAUAAUUUAAUUCAAGAAUUCAUUCUGGAUCAUGAAGUAGAUAGUACCUUCACUCAAAUGAAGUAUGCAGAAAAACGUUUUGCGGAAGGUGAAAUACUUGAUCAGGUUGAUAUCGCUCAAAAAUCGAAAGUGACUGCAAGUGAAAUCAUUCAAAUAUUGCGUCAAUUUGUGGAAGUUUCCUGUUAUGGUGACUUUCACAUUAGAAUGCAGCUAUUGCAAGCAUUCGAAUUAUAUCUACACAAUAUAGACAAAAACUCUGUUGUCCUUUUGACAGAACAGAAAAGACUUGAACUUAUUUCUGGUUUGCACAAUUUGCAAUUAUAUUUUUCACAAUUUGCCACCGAAAUUGAAGAAUCCGCAACAACAAUGCGCGCUCCUAUUGAGAAGAAAUUGAAAGAACUGGUCAAAAUUGAAAGCUACAAUAAGGACUUAUCUUACUUCAGCAUGCGUAGCAAUGUAGCACGUGUUCAUCGUAAUUUAAAUAAGUUCCUUAAGGAAUAUCAAAGCGGAUUACAACAAAAAAUUACACCUGUAUUUCAGCCCAAAGAUGCUACCGUCAAGGACUAUAAUUUUGAAAAUGAAAAAGGCAAGGAUCUACGUUACGAUAGCAGAAUGAAGUAUUAUCUACAAGUGCCGAAAUUAUUUGUGGCAGCUGAGAAGUUGGGUGAAAAAUAUGCUUCUCAGUCAAUCUCUGCGGAAGGAGAGAAGACGCUGCUAAAUAAAGUAGUAAAGCAUUUUUCAACUGCUAGAAAUGUGGUUAAAGAAACCGUAACAAAUGCUGUAUAUUCAAAACUGAUUGUGGCACUAGACAUACAACUAUGCAAGCAACUGGAGAACUGUGAGCACUUGCGCAGCCUGACCGUUGAUCGCUCGAAAGAGAGACCAAAACAAAUUUUGGAAGCAAAACAAAUCUUACAACAGAAACGUAAAGGUCUAACAGAUUUAUUCAAAACUCUACAACAGUUGGGUAUAAGCUAUAAAAGCGGUCUGAUGGAAUUAUCCUUCCGUACCGAAUUUGAAGACUAUACUUUGCCACCAUUCUGCAUUAAAACCAUGCUUAACGCAUUCAAAGAACGACGCUUACCCACGUGUAUCUUACAUUUAAAUGAAAAUUUGGAUAAAUAUUUUGCGAAAUGUGUGUUUAAAUUAAGGCUUUUACAAAACAUCAUGCUUACUCCCCUCUCUGAAUUAGGGCUACCAAACAUUGAACGCAUGAAAGGUAAUGCUGUCGGUUUGUUUUUGUUGGCGCAAGAGCAACGCCAGUUAUUAGCUAAAACGACUAAAAACAUUUAUGAUUUACACGCGAUGUUACAGCAAAUUAAGAACAUUGCUGAAAUCAUUUCGCCCAACGAAGUAAAUAAUGAAAAUCUUGACUUUACUCUAUACGAUAACACAUACCAAGCCCUUAAGGAUGCCGUUAGUCGUGUACUAUAUGUGUAUGAGCAGUUUAAGCUUCUUCUUAACUGUGCGCCAAGUGAUAAUUCGGAUGUCCAUAACGUGAUCACAAACGAUCAAGUCAGUUUAUUGCAAAGUUCCCCACACUUGUCGAAAGUAAAUACGGUCAUCGAUAUGGUUAUGCAGAUUGCGAAGAACACCCUACGAGAUAUGAAUAAAAUGGAUGGAAACUUCUUAAGUUUUGUUAAACUAAAAGAAUAUCAAAGUGCACAUACUGAACUGAUCGAACUAACAAAGCAAAUAAUAGAUAUAUUAAAAUCAAUACAAAGCGGAGAGUACCUUCCAAUGGCCAAACCUCUCAUCGAACUACUUGAAGCGGUUGCAGUUAUUCCACAAAAUACACAAAAUGUGGAAUCACUGGCAUCAUUUGAAAAUAUUAACAAUGAAUUAGAAAACAUAUUACAUGUUAUGUUACUUGCAUUGCAGAAACUCUAUAAAAAACAUCCCAAGCCUAAUUUGGACAAAUCAACAGACACGAAUAAAACUGAUGACUCAGAUAAUUUAGAAGACGAAGCAGAAUUACAAGAACAGCAUUUAAAGAAGAAAUUGCACGGCGAACUGAUAGAAGAUUGGGAAAUUCUUAAUAUGUCCACUGUAAUUGAGAAACUUUCCAAUAUACUUACUGCAUUAAAACAUGCGGAACCAACACAACAAAAAAAGAUUUAUCUGAAUAAGGUAGUCACUAUUCUACCCAUUCUGGAGCAACACAAUCUACUAGCUGAAUUUUAUCUCUGCCAACAACUUGGAGCUCACAAGAUAACUGCAAAAAUGCUAUCAGUUAUGUUAACAGUAUUUAUUGAGAUUAGUACUAAAGGGUUCUGUGUGCCAGCUGAUUUAAUGCAAGAUGAGGAGGGUGAGUCGAAAAAAGAUCAAAAAGAAGGUGAAGGUUUUGGCUUAGAGGAUGGUACAGGUGAGAAAGAUGCUUCAGAUAAAAUAGAAUCAGAAGAUCAGCUUGAAGAUGCGAAACGACCUGAAGAUCGCAAAGAUGACGACGAUAAACAGCAGGAGGAUUGCAAAGAAGAGAAAGGCAUAGAAAUGAGUGAUGAUUUCGAUGGUAAAAUGCAAGACAUCGAAAAGCCAGAAAAUGAGGAAGAUGACAGUGGAGAGUCGGAAGAAGAAGAAGAUUUAAAUAAAGAAAUGGGUGAAACCGAAGACGGUGCUGAUAAGUUAGAUGAUCAAAUUUGGGGAGAUGAUGAAGACCAAGAAAAAGAUGAAGAUGAAAAUGAAAUGAAUGAAGAGGAUGAUGGUAAAGGAACAAAAGAUGAAAAAGAUUCACAUAACGAUUUAGAUACCAAAAAUGAUGCGGCCAAAGAGGACGGAAAAGAUGAACAUGAUAAAGAUGGGCUUGAUGCCACAAGUGAGCCAAAAGGUGAUGAUAAGCGUAAGCAACAAGAGAAAGAUAUAGAUGAUAUGAAAGAUCCAGAAGUUGAUGAAGAUCAAAUAAAUCCAUAUCAUAAUGAAUUAGAAGAGCCACCUGAAGCAGAAGAAAUGGAUUUGGGUGAAAUGAAUAAUGUCGAUGAAGAACACGAUGGAGAUGAACAGAAUGAAGGUGAAAAUCCAUUUGAUAUUGAUAAAAUGAAAGAAAAUAUGGAACUACCAGAAGAAACUGAAAAUGAAAAUGAAAAUACUGACGAUAUUGAAGAAGAGAACGAAGAGGCAAAAGAGGCAAAUAAUAGUAGUGACUCUGAAGAUGAUGAUGGUGUUGGUGAAACAGAAAAACAUGAUGAAAAUAAUGUAAAUGAAGAUGAAAAACAAGAAGAGCAAUCUAAUGAGAAAGAUACCGAGCCUGAUUCUCAAACACGUGGAGAUGUAGAAAAUGAGAAAAUUGAAGAGGAAGAAGUAGAGAAAGAAACUGAAAAUGCUGAAAAACCUGAAGAACAUGAGCAAUCUAAAGAUAAGUCUAGUAAAGAAGAUAACGUGCAAUCUAUACCCGAAACAGAAAAUAAAGGUUCUGCUGAUCAAGUAUUAAAUGAAAACGAAGAAGAUGUUAAGCAGGAACAAAAAUUAGACGAACAAGAAACUGGUGAAGAAAAAGAUGGUGUUGGACAAGCAGAAAAUGAUGAAAAUGAUGGCGGUCAUCAAGGUAUUGCUGAAACAAAAGAAAUGAUUUCUAAGGACGAAAGAAAAAAUGAGCGAAAUACCAAAGAGAAACGCAAGCAAGGCAAAACAAAUGAAGAACGAUCAUUAGGAGAAGCUGAGCAAAACAAACUUAAGCAGUUGAAAACUAUUGAUAAACUAAAGGAACAAAAAGAAACUGAGAGUGAGAUUAACACGCCAGAAGAUGAAGACGUUGCCGCUGAAGAGUAUCAACAUGUAAAGGAACCGAAAAAAAGUGAUAAAACUACUUUAGAUAAUGCUACUGAGGAACAAUCAAAAAAUCUGCAGCAUCAACAAGAUAAAGAAGAUGAAAAUGAACCAGAGUGUGAAAAUAAUGAUGAACUUAUGGAAGAAGAUGAAAAUGAAAAUUUAAACAAUGAAGAGGACAUACACGAUAUGGAAGCCGAAAAGUUUGAUCAUAAAUCAGAAAAGCCCUCAAAAACAGAGAAGGUUAAGGAAAGAAUUGAAACGGAUGAACAAAUGGAAAUUGAAGGUGAAGUUGUAGAGACAAUGAAUGUGCCACGUGGUACUGAUACUACAGCCCAUUGCAUUAGCGAAAUACUUUUAGACAACUCUGCGCAGGCGCAAGAGUUAACUCCAGCAGAGACAUUGGAAUUUAGAAAAAUGUAUCAACAACAAAUAGUAGGCAAUCAGUCGGCAAUACCACAACAUGAAGAUUACGAAACAUGGCAAACAAUAUCAAAUCGAAUGUCACAAAAUGCCAGAGAUUUAUGUGAGCAACUACGUCUUAUUUUAGAACCAACCAAAUGCACACGACUCAAGGGCGAUUAUCGUACCGGACGACGAAUUAAUAUGAAAAAAAUUAUUCCGUACAUUGCUUCACAAUUUCGUAAAGACAAAAUCUGGCUAAGACGCACUAAACCAGCGCAACGUGAUUACAAAAUUACUAUUGCUAUUGAUGACUCAAAAUCAAUGCAUCACAACAACUCUAAAACAUUAACACUCGAAGCUAUUUCCUUGGUUUCUCAAGCGUUGACAUUACUAGAAAGCGGUCGUCUUAGUAUUGUCUCCUUUGGUGAAACACCACAAAUUAUAUUGAAUCACACUGAACAGUUCGAUGGUCCCAAACUUGUGAAUUCUCUGUGCUUUGCACAGAAUGAAACAAAAAUCGCAGAUUUGCUUGAUUUCAUAAGAACAAUAAAUACUGAAGAAAGUAACGUAGGGUCAGAUAAUGGUCUAUUUGAAAAUCUAUUAUUAAUACUUAGUGAUGGUCAUAAUAUAUUCAGAGAAGGCAAGAUAAAGGUUAAAAAUGCAGUAAAACUGGCGCGAUUACAAAGGAUUUUUUUAGUCUACAUAAUAAUAGAUAAUCCUGAAAACAAGCAUUCUAUAUUGGAUGUCCAAGCUAUGGAAAUGCUGCCGGAUAAAAGUGUCAAUAUUAAAUCGUAUAUGGACGAUUUUCCUUUUCCAUAUUACGUUAUAGUGCGAGAUUUAAAUCAGCUUCCAACCGUGCUAAGUGAGGCUAUGAGACAGUGGUUUGAAUUAGUAAAUAGUGAACAAUAAUUUUUUAGUUAUAAACUUUAAUUUUUUUAUUUGUAAAUAUGAAAUCUUUAUAAGAUAUUUUAAUCAUAUUAAAAUCGAUUA